AUUCUCACUGCUAGCGGCCAACCGGGUUCAUUCGAGAGUGAAUUGUCGGCCAAGCUGAUAUAACGGUACCAGAAUGGAACUGCCGCAUGGUACUGGUAUUACGUAGUAAGCACGCACCGCCAGCACAGGUUCAUUUAGUAAUCGAACGGAUGCGUUUUCAAAAUGGUGAAGAGAAAUGUUAUACUUGCUGCAUAUAGUGACCAAAACUGAUGGAAGAACUGAAUUGAUAUGCGUCAUAGGAUACUGCUUCAAAGCUUCUUUCUCCUCCUGGUGACUGCAUACCUAGCCUUAGCUUUGGACAGACCCUCAGUAUUCACUCAGGAAAAUGACAAGGAUAUACCAAAACACGUAACAGGUGCUCCAAGGGUGAAAAGGGCGACAAGGAGACCUGGAUUCUUCAAGACGCUUUUUUCGGUAAUGUUUGAGCAAUGGAACGAUACAAAAAAUACCAUCCAGUCCGUGAAUAAACAGGUUAAUGACAACUUUUUGCCAGAAGACUAUGUGCCAACUCCUCCACCCAAGGACAGCAAUACGACCGAACCGUUCAGGAUAACUAGGAAGGAAUUCAAUAAAAUCAUACAAAGGAACCUACGGGGUAUCAGACGAUUGUACGACCUCGAGCUCAAAGAGGCUCUCAAGCAAAGCGAAGUUUACAACAAAGACUUCAGGAAGAAUGCUAGCAGAGAGAUAUCGAAAUUCCUAUGAAGGAACAUACACACCAAAAGAAGCUGUGAUAGGAAUUAUGGAAUUUGCUCAAAAUGGGAUGUUAUUUAUUACGUGUCUGACAGGGUAGCUCUAGGUUUCUAAGCUGUAACUAAUUUAUAAUGAGUUCUUGCUUCUUUCGAAGGAUAUUGCGUCAAGAAAGCAUGUCAAUGUAAUUUUAUACGUAUAUUGGUUUUUGAUGGUAACUCGCUUCGGUUCACCAAACAUGGGAUAGCGAGAAGUAAAUAAUAAAAAGUAACCAUAGAUUUUUUGUAUAGAUGUUUUUGUAUCUAAUAUAUGCCAUAAUGAGUGAGCAUUUUUUUU
Acanthoscelides obtectus is the source of this 1026-nucleotide messenger RNA. The record is from the annotation of a GenBank genome assembly. NCBI's taxonomy places the organism in Eukaryota, Metazoa, Arthropoda, Insecta, Coleoptera, Chrysomelidae.